Erigeron canadensis is the source of this 1674-nucleotide messenger RNA. Its product is annotated as zinc finger protein CONSTANS-LIKE 5. Gene Ontology annotation, molecular function: protein binding. Bases 83 to 1084 code for a protein of 333 amino acids. The record is from RefSeq and is a predicted model, not a curated record. Gene Ontology annotation, cellular component: nucleus. The transcript has 4 exons. NCBI's taxonomy places the organism in Eukaryota, Viridiplantae, Streptophyta, Magnoliopsida, Asterales, Asteraceae. Gene Ontology annotation, biological process: regulation of flower development.
AAAAAGAAUGGACUUUCACUAGUUCGGGUUACAUAAUUAGAAAAUUUAUACUACUUCAUGCUAACUAAAGAAUCAAAAAUCAAUGUCUUCUGAUUUGUGCGAAUUUGACGGGUCUUUCUUCACUGAUCCAUUCUCUCUAUUGAGUGACACUUCCUCUAUAGACAUCCUCAAAGCAUUUCAAGAAAAUAGUUACAAUUUAAACCCUUUAUCAUCAUCUACUUUGACCCAUGAAAAUCUUGACACCCCAUUUGAUGAACUUGAUCAGAUUACGUGCACCACCUCGACCACCCUUCUAUCUUCCUCCCCACCAAGUCAUCAACUUGAAAAUCUAUCCUUAUACCAAAUGGGCAAUUCACUAAACUCCAUAGCUUUGUCUCCUCUUGAGGUCAAAGCAGAAGAAAGUCAACUACCUGUUUAUGAUUACCUUGUCAACAAUGAUUCUUUCUUGCCUCAUAGCUAUGAUGGAAGUAAGAAUGCAAUGAAGAUGAUGCAGAGGAGCUACAGUAGUAAAUCUUUUGAUAGAAGACCAAAUGGUUUCCCUUUUCAAGCAAAAUUUGAUAGCUUGAUUGAGUCCUCAAAUUAUGAUUCUAAAGUCCUGAAAUCAAAUGAUCAUGACUUCUCUGCUAACCAUAUGAGAAGGGUUUGCAGCACUGGUGAUUUACAGAGCUUGAAAACCAACCAAACAUAUCAAAAGUUGUCGUCAAGUCCAUUAGCAACGGAAGGAUCAUUCAUGGAGGAAGCAAAUUUCAAGGUGGGGCGUUACAGUCAAGAAGAAAGGAAAGAGAGAAUCUUGAGGUACAAGGCAAAAAGGACACAAAGAAAUUUCAACAAGACCAUCAAGUAUGCAUGUAGAAAAACUCUAGCUGAUAGCCGGCCUAGAAUACGUGGGAGAUUUGCACGUAACGAUGAGCCUGAAGAGAAACCUAAAUCGUUAACUUUCCAACGAUAUGAUGAUGAAGACGAUGAAUUUUGGAUGGAUGGGUUGCAAGAAGAAUAUGGUGAUGAGAGAAUACCAACAGGGCAAUUUUUCAGCACUUACAUCCCUAACACCCAAUUUCACCAAUUUACCUAUUUUCCCAAAUAAUAAGGAGAUAAUUUUAUUUAGGAUUGUUCACUUCAGAUUUAGGGAAAGUUUACAUGGGUAUAUAUGUGAAUUAAAUAAAACCCCAAGUUUUAAACUUAAACAUGUUUUUCCAAUUAAGUAUUAUCAUCAAUAUUUAAGUAACUUUUUAGAUUAAGAGCUGAGAAGUGUUAUAGUUAGAAGUUAAGAUCGACACCGAUGAGAAUAAUAGGCAGGAAGCGCGAGCUGGUCUCGAAAAGAAGAUAGAUAAAAAGAAAAGAAAGAAACUACUCAGUGCUACUUUUCGUGGGUUUUGAGCCCCAAUACUUUGAUGGUAUACGAAGGAGGUUAAGAUGUAGGCAGGCUUUAGUUCUAUCUAAGUAUGGAGGCUACUCCUAUUUUUUACCUAAAUGUUAAAAAAAGACUUCAAUCUUUAUUAUAUAAGAUGAGGAUCGAACUCAUCCUAAAUGGAAGAAAGGAAACAAGUUUUCGCAUUCAGAGCUAUUAAACUACUGUUUUGAUAAUUUUAUACUUUUGUAAGGUAACAACAUUAAUUGUUAUUAUUAUUAUUAUUAUAUGAGUAUAAAGAGAAGGGAAUAUUUGCUUUUGUGUCA